AUGAUCGAAGGUGAAGACUUACUGAUCUGCCCAACCUGCGGCACACAGUUCGAUACACCUGCAUCAGAUCCACCAUCCGGGUACUGCAGAAUCUGUGACGAUCCUAGACAAUACAUACCUGCCAGUGGACAAGCCUGGACGAGUCUCAAAGCCGAAGCUGAAAAGCAUGAGACCAAGUGGAAGCAAGAUGGGCAGGACGAGCGCAUUUGGUCUAUCUGGGCAGAACCAAAGCUUGGCAUCGGCCAGCGAGCCCUCCUCCUGCAAACACCUCACGGCAAUAUCCUCUGGGACUGCAUAGCCUACCUCGACCAACCGCUCAUCGACUUCAUCAAGUCUCUGGGCGGUUUGACAGCAAUAGUCAUCUCGCAUCCUCACUUCUACACAACCCACAUCUCGUGGGCAGCUACAUUCGACUGCCCCGUCUACGUCCAUUCUCUCGAUCAACAAUGGCUUUCCCGUACGCCUCUUCCUUCCACCAAAAGGGUUUUGCUACAAACCCAGUAUGAAGAGAUUGUAGAGGGUGUUACUGCUAUACAAGUAGGAGGACACUUUGAGGGAAGUAUGGUUUUGCAUUGGGAUGGACAUCUCUUCAUUGCUGAUACUUUUGUCAAUGUGCCUUCCGGUUUCUACCGUAAAGACAGACCUAAAGGCACCACUUCUUUCUCCUUCAUGUGGAGUAUCCCAAACAUGAUUCCUCUACCUCCGGACACAAUCCACAACAUGUGGAAAGCGGUCAAACCAUAUGACUUCACAGCUACGCAUGGCCUAUUCACGGGUUGGGAUAUCAGAGAUGAAAAUGUCAAGAAGAGCGUACUCGAAAGCAUGAAGAUCCAGGUCAGAACACAAGGAUUUGCAGAGCAUGCAUUGUUGGACGAGGAGUGA
Aureobasidium melanogenum CBS 110374 is the source of this 882-nucleotide messenger RNA. RefSeq lists its product as uncharacterized. NCBI's taxonomy places the organism in Eukaryota, Fungi, Ascomycota, Dothideomycetes, Dothideales, Saccotheciaceae. The transcript is spliced from 6 exons. The coding region runs from base 1 to 882 and encodes 293 amino acids. The record is from RefSeq and is a predicted model, not a curated record.